CCUUAACACCACCACCUGGUUAGUCGUAAGAUCUUCAUCGUCGCUAGCAAUGCAAACACCACGGUCGACACGCUCCUCGACUCUCGGCAAACGCACUCACUGCAGUGAGUUGCCAUCGCCAGACCCAACUCCCAGCUAUAAGCGACCAAAAACGACGGUCACCGUACUCGAUGGCGACGAUAACAAGGAGAACAUUCCUCCUUAUCGCGUCCGCGCUGUGAACGCGGACGCCCCUUCGCCAAUCUCAACAAGAGCAACGCGAGCGCUGAGGAGAACGACGACAGAGGUUGAAGUGACACCACCUCGUCGACGAGCGCAGCGUCGCGCCUCUGCUUCCUCUCUGAUUUCUUCCCCUUCAACGCCGGCCACACCAGUGUCACCCUCUAUGAUAACCACACCUCCUCCUACGCCCACUAGGCCCUUACCUUUCCAUGUCAGGGCGCGUGCGCUACUUCGUGCGACAUGUGAUGAUGCAGUGGAUAUGCCGGCGCGCCAUGAUGAGCGUGCAAUCAUUCGUGACUUUAUCACGGGUUUCAUGGCUGAUUCGCCCCUGGACUCUGCAGAUCAUUCGUCUUGUCUCUACAUUUCUGGGGCACCUGGAACCGGUAAAACCGCCCUCGUCAAUUCAAUUCUCCAUUCUCUCGACAAUGAUAUCGAGGUCAUUACGAUCAAUUGUAUGGCGCUAAGUAGUAUUGAAGCCCUGUGGGAGCGGCUUCACGAGAAGUUCGAGGGAGCGAAAAAGUCAUCUAGUCGAACAAAGAAGGCUACGAGGGGGAAAGAUGCCGUAGAAGCUCUGAUAAAUAGUCUUCCGACGAAGUGCCUCUUAGUAUUGGACGAGUUGGACCACAUCACCACGACAACUCAUUCAUUGACGACUCUGUUCUCUCUUCCCACUUCCAAUCCCUCCGUUAUACGUGUCAUUGGCAUCGCUAACACUCAUACCUUGACGUCAUCUGCCUCGUUCGGGUCAUCCGUGCAAACACUUCACUUCGCUCCUUACACGCCGACGCAGCUACUUCAAAUCAUCGAAGCAAGGUUAGCCCCUUUGCGUAAUGAUAAAGUCGAUGCAGAGCAGGCCAAAGCGCUCCUGCCUGCUCCAGCCUUGACAUUGUUGACAAAGAAGGUCGCGGCUAUGACCGGAGAUGUUAGAAGCCUUUUCGAAGUUUUACGUGGGACAAUCGAUGCUGCUGUCACAUCCUGCAAGGGCGAUAGAUGUCCUGCCAUCACGCCUGCCCAUGUUCUUACCGCUCUUAAAAGCCAUGGACCAUCCAACAAAAAACCCUUGGCACCCUCCUCCACGCCCUCUAACCAAGGUUCAAACGACAAUGAAAUUAUAUCAAAUGUCAAGUCCUUGGGCCUCCAAGCACGCAUUGUUCUUCUCCUGAUCUUGCUAUCCUCCAAGCGAAUCGAAGCUGGCUUGCCCCUCGUCUCAACCGCCGCAGCCAAGUCCCCUUCAAAAUCCACAGGAGUAGAAACGUCGCAUCUAUUCAUCUUUUAUUCAGCGGCGCUGCAGCGUGGUGAUAGCGAUGUGUUCACACCCGUCUCGCGUAGUGAAUUCAUGGACCUAAUUGGUAUGCUGGAUGGGGUUGGUUUAGUGUCCGCUACGUCUACCAUCGGGUCUCCUCGCGGCAAAGGUGGCAAGCGUUCUCUUACAAGGACGUCAUCGGGAACCAUUACAGGGGAUGUCCAAAUCGCCUCAGGGAUUCGACCAGACGAGGUUUUGAGGGGUUUGGGUGUCAAAAGUGCCGAUGCAGAGGUAUCAGACGACGUGAUGGAAGAGGAGGUGUCUGCCAUGUGGCAUCGGGAGACGGCUAGAUUGAAUAAAGAGAUAAAGGAGGUGCAAAAUGCUGCAGCCAAGUCACAGGAGCGGCGGAAUCCUCAUUUCGCAGACGCGAUGGAAGAUAAUUAGAGUUUCACUCCGUCUGCCCAAUUUCUGUCAUCGUCGCAUUCAUUCGUCUAGGUUAUCUCGGUUAACACGUCUAAGAAGGUUGUAUCAAUAGUUGACUGCUUGUUUAUGGGACCAUGUAAAAUGUACCAUGUUAAUUUAUUGCCGUCUCCGUUUGUCCUACGAUG
Desarmillaria tabescens is the source of this 2073-nucleotide messenger RNA. Its product is annotated as P-loop containing nucleoside triphosphate hydrolase protein. Gene Ontology annotation, biological process: mitotic DNA replication checkpoint signaling. Gene Ontology annotation, molecular function: ATP hydrolysis activity; DNA replication origin binding. Lineage: Eukaryota; Fungi; Basidiomycota; Agaricomycetes; Agaricales; Physalacriaceae. The coding region runs from base 50 to 1909 and encodes 619 amino acids. Gene Ontology annotation, cellular component: nucleus. The transcript has 3 exons. The record is from RefSeq and is a predicted model, not a curated record.